AUGGGUUGUUGUUCAUCAAGAACAACUGAUGAAGAUUCUUUUGAACAUGAUGAAAAUCCUGAAAUAUAUAUCCCAAGGGGAGGUAACAAACCAUUUUCUAAGAAAGGUGUCACGUGGACUUCUGAGACUUCUAUAACUAUAGAUCAAUUAAAAAAAGAAAACAUCGUUGGAGAAAAAGAAAU
Messenger RNA from Racocetra persica, 182 nucleotides. Lineage: Eukaryota; Fungi; Glomeromycota; Glomeromycetes; Diversisporales; Gigasporaceae. The record is from the annotation of a GenBank genome assembly.